Messenger RNA from Colletotrichum destructivum, 3410 nucleotides. RefSeq names its product Putative AMP-dependent synthetase/ligase domain, phosphopantetheine binding ACP domain, AMP-binding. The transcript is spliced from 4 exons. Bases 1 to 3264 code for a protein of 1087 amino acids. Gene Ontology annotation, molecular function: phosphopantetheine binding. Lineage: Eukaryota; Fungi; Ascomycota; Sordariomycetes; Glomerellales; Glomerellaceae. The record is from RefSeq and is a predicted model, not a curated record.
AUGGCACCCAUCGCGACGCUUGACUUGAAGCCGUCCUUGGCAUCCACAAUACUGGACCCGAUGGUCUUUCCUUCAUCAAGUGCGGACAAGAGGUUGAGAGAACUCUGGUACAUGCACGGAGAGCCGCAUAGCACAAAAUUCUCAAAUCCAAAACUGACGAGUGUCGCCGCGCUGGUAGAGCACAAUGCCGCCACUCAGCCGUCGCAGCCCGCAUUCAUAUAUCCUGUUGGCAACUCAUUCGAUAUUCUGGACUGGGCCCAAGUGCACCAGCUGAGUUGCAAAGCCUCAGAAUACUAUCGCGAGCAGUUCCAGAGACAACUGGACAUCGCCAAUGAUAUUGGCAAGCAGCCUACGUUUGCAUUGCUGGGAACCGGCAGUUCGAUCGCCUACUUGAUCACCCAAAUCGCUCUCAAUCGCCUCCGUGUGCGGACGCUGCUUCUCAGUAACAAGAACUCGACCGAAACCAGGAAUCACCUGCUUAAAGUGUGCAAUGCUGUGGCGAUUAUUGUAGACGAAGCUAACGAGGCGUCACUUCGCGGAGACGACGACGGAUGUGAACUGCCAGUAACCCAGCUUGUUGGUCUGAACGAGCUGCAGAGACGCAGCGGCAUUGACGGAAAGACUCUGGUAGCCUAUGAGACGAACGAUGAGUGGAACUUACACUCCAUGAUCAUCCAUUCCUCGGGGUCGACUGGCGUACCCAAGCCCAUCAUACACACCAACCGGAGUUUGUGCCAAAUCGGACGUAUGUAUAGACUCAUGCCGGAGUACUUCAUCGAAAACUGGUACCUCUGUUUUCCCCUAUUUCAUAUUGCUGGCCUAUCCAUCGCCCUCUCCGGCAUACCAAACGGGCUGCCAACCACUCUGCCCCCUGAGAAGUGGCCUCCAGCUCCGAGUGCCAUUCUCUCGGCAUGGAAAACUCUGGAUUCCUUGGGAUAUCCUGCCGACUGCCUUCACUGUGCGCCUUCGGUGAUUGAAGACUUGGUGGAAUACAUCUCCCUGACGACAAAAGACUUCACCCCCUUUACCAGGCUGAAGGUUCUUCAACCCGGCGGAGCGCCACUCUUGCCAACUACUUUGUCCAAGCUCCAGUCUCUCGGCGUGAACAUCAAGACCACGUACGGAACGACCGAAACCGGCCCGCCGUUCAGAACGAUUCCGCACACAAGGGAAAACCCGGACGUCUAUCGCUUUCGCAACCUAUAUCCGGAGUCACCGUUCGUGCGGAUGGAACCCGUUGGAGAGGGUCUGUUCGAGUGCGUCGUGUACAAAGGCUUCCCUCUGGCAGCGGAGCUCUGGCUCGACGACGACGCGCCCAACCCGUACCGCACUGGCGAUCUGUUUCUUGAGGAGCCCCCGGCGAGCGGGUACUUUGUGCUCCAGGGUCGCCGGGAUGAUAUUCUGGUCCAUUCGAACGGAGAGAAGAGUCAUGCUGCGGCACUCGCCAUGGCCCUUGAGGAGGACAAGACGAGCGUGGUGAAGAAGACGGCUGUCUUUGGGACUGGGAAGCCCUGUCCCUCUGUCGUUGUCGAAGUUGACUGGGACAGGGUAGACAGCCAACGACUGGGAAAAAACCUCGAGGAAGCCGUUUGGAGUUCGGUCAGCUGCGUCAACGAGAAGUCGCCGAUGUAUUCCAGGAUUCCUCGGCAGUUGAUGCUCAUCCUCGAAAGGGGUGAGACUCUGCCAGUCACGCCGAAAGGGAACGUCCGGCGCAACAUUGCCUGGGGACUCUUUGGCCAUCGGGUCGAGGACUUGUACGACCGCUUCUUGGGCAAGUCGGAGACUGUCCCUUGUCUCACCGACGGACCGAUAGACGAAGGGGGAUCCUCGACCAUGCAGACAGUCCAGGAAGUAGUCGCAGAUACCUUCGGCGUCAUGGUCGAAGAGGUCAAGCCUGAUCGCAACUGGUACGAACUCGGGCUUGACUCUCUCAAAGCUGUCGAGAUCCGCUCGAAGCUGGUCAGGUCGUUUGGCAACUUCCCUUUGAUGUUUGUCUUUGAGUACCCAACAGCAGAAGGACUUUUCAACUUUCUCCGUCGCUCCGGUGAUGCCACCUUCAGCGCCAACGGCAUGAUUAACAAAGAGCGACACGAGUGGAUCAAGUCAACCAUCCAACGCCUGAACAGCGAAGUAGACCACUGGGCCCAAUCGACAGGCUCAACAGCUGAAUGCAAUGACGGUGAAGUUGUCUACCUGACGGGGGCAAGCGGUUCACUGGGCAAUGCGCUUCUGGAGGUCCUGGUUCAGCUCUCAUCUGUGAAGGCAGUCUACUGCGCCGUCCGUGGGACCGAUCCCCAAGCUCGAGUUGUAGAGUCACUCAGGGCCAGGGGAUAUCCCGAGGAAAUCUACCAGAGCGACAAGAUUCGCGGGAUAGGCUACGACAUGACGGACGAAAGGCUAGGUGUGGACCAGCAGACGUACCAAAAGCUGGCGGACGAGGUCACAGUCGUGAUGCACAACGCGUGGAAACUGGACUUCAACCAGCCAGUCCAGCAGUUCGAGGCUGACUGUCUUCGAGGCACAAUGAGCCUGAUGUCCUUUUGUCUCAAAGGCAAGAAAAAGACGUUGUCGUUCAUGAGCAGCGUGGCCGCCGCGAUGGGAAGUCCGGCCGGAACCGUAGUCCCGGAACUGCCCCUCGGUCCGGAUCCCGCAAACGCUCUGGCGACUGGAUACGCGCAGUCCAAGUUCAUCGUUGAGCAGCUGACGCAACACUACGCUUCCUCGCACAACGUGCCCGUGCGUGUCCUCCGAGUCGGCCAGCUCUGCGGCCACACCAGAUUGGGGACGUGGAACCACACAGAAAUGUGGCCGAUCAUGAUGAUGACCGGCUUGGACUUUCUGUCGGCUAUGCCGGUGUUGAAGACAGAGGUGGACUGGCUUCCGGUCGAUGUGUGUGCAGAGGCCAUUCAAGAGGCCGUGCUCACUUCGAGGGAGGCCUCUUACACGGUGACGAACCUCACAAACCCGGAUACCAUUUCAUGGGAUGAGCUGCUCGAAACUCUUGAGGAAGCUUCUGGAAGGCAGUUUGAGCGACUUGCCAUGAGGGAAUGGGUGGCUCGGUUGGAGGCCAAGUCGAAUGGCAGCACAGGGGCUAAUCAGACGCCAGCAAUGAAGCUAUUGGGAUUUUUCCAAGCCAUGGCCGAGGGCGGCGGAAACGGCGAAGGGGUGACGUUCAAGACCAGAGCAGACUCAGGCCGACAUGUUGAUGUUGCAAUGGUGCGUGGGUGGCUGGAUAGCUGGCGUCAAGAGGGUAAACUAGUUUGAGGUUCUCGUCAAAGGUAUCAUGAUUCUGUUCUGUCACUAUCGCCCGUUGCUGUUGUCUGUUGCUAUUGUUUGCUACCAUUGUCUGACAGCAUUACAUCCGUCACUAUCAUCCAUAGCCAGCCGUCCUGCCAUUCAUAUUCACUGCC